Messenger RNA from Theileria parva strain Muguga, 2187 nucleotides. RefSeq lists its product as uncharacterized. Lineage: Eukaryota; Apicomplexa; Aconoidasida; Piroplasmida; Theileriidae. The transcript is spliced from 2 exons. The record is from RefSeq and is a predicted model, not a curated record. Bases 88 to 2187 code for a protein of 699 amino acids.
GUUAAUUCAAUGUUAUUUUGUUAAAUCUAUUGAGAUGAUUGAUUUUCUCAAAUUAUUCACUAAAAUUGAGUAAAAUGAGUAAAAAAUAUGUUUAGGGAUGUCUUGGUGCAGGAUAGUGCCAGGAAUCCGCACGAUUCCGGCGAUGUUGACUUGGAAAAUAACACAUUCGAAACCUUAACACUAAACCUCACUCAGAACAUAAAAAAUAAAUUAAUUAACACUGAAGAUAUAAAAAAUAAGUUAAUUUAUGAGAUAAAUAAAGAUUGUAUCCCUUUGGGGUGUAAAAAUGCGAGAUUAAAUGGUAUUAAGCCUGAGGAAUCAGUUGAAUAUUUGAAAAACCCACACGAAGAAAUUUACUUCGAAAGGUGUGUUAAUUGCCUGAAACUGCUCAAAGCAGAAGAAAAAAACGGGGAAUUAACACGUAACACUGUUGAACAGUGCAAUAAUUCAACAAAUUCAGUUGAAAAUAAUCAAACUGUUGACUCACUCGGGCCUGAUUUCUGGUCUGAUUACCACAAAUCACUCAAAAAUUCAAUCAAUCAACAGAAACUCCAAUUGGGAGAUUUGAUAUCGGAGUGUUGUUACAAAGUUGACACGAAAACACUUUGUGCAAAGUGUAAAUACAAUCACAUCAAGCAUUGCAUUGAUCUUUCCAACUGUGAAAACACUGAGGAAACUGAUGAAAACUGUUUGGACAUAACAGUGUCACAUGCUAAGUCAAGAAAGGUAAUAGACUCGUUUACGGUAAAUUUAACACCAGAGACUAAUAACAAAUCCAUUACGAAGUUUGUUAAUAAUAUUAAAAUUUCCGUUCAAUCGAAUCUCGACGGCACUAUGAACUAUUAUAACCUCACCAAUACCCCAAAUACCCCAAGUAACCACCGAGUUAACAGUGUCCAGAGUGACGAGUUUGAAGGCCCGGAGGGCCUUGAAAUUGGUAGUACCAACUCCUACUCAAUGAAUAACACAUCAAACUUCAAUCUCAACAAUUAUUACACAGAUGAUCAAGACACCGAGAGCACUCCUGAGACCACUCCUGACCCUCAGGACACUGAAUUACCUGAGGUAGAUACUGAAGUGUGUAGAUUAAUAGACUUGGGAAUAAAGUUGCAUGCGUUUAAGAUAAAUAAUAGAGGUGUAAAUUUGCCGUUAUUUUUGAAUAUUGGAAACCCUGAGAGUAUAUAUUCAGGCCAGGGUUUUGUAACUGGGGAUAGUAUUGGCCUGUUUAAAAUCGCCGUAGUUGAGGCCUUUGAGCCUAAAAAAUCACUCCUAGACACUGUACGGAAUGCCAUACCAUUUGAUCUCAGUCACUCAAAUUGCCCCUGUAAAUGUUCCAAUCACAACUCCUGCAAACCCUUCACUACCGCAACUAUUAUUCACCACUACAAUACUGAUCACAGUAGUAAUGGUUUAAACAAGGUGAACGAGGAUGGAAUGGGUAUAUUUAAUAGUAUUUUGAAGAGUAUAGUGAGGUUUACGGGGUUUCCACUACUAAACCCUGGGACCUCCAACACUACCCCUGUACCCAACAUGACCUAUGUAAGGGAAAAUGUAUGUUUGUUUCAUAGAAACUUGUUGACUGAAGUGGAUAGAAAGAGAUUUGGUAAGGAUAUUUACUGUCGGAUGAAGUAUUUUGGUAGUGUGAGUGCUGAUAAGCCUGUGCGGGUUUUGGACCAUUCACCUGCUGGUUCAAGGGUUUCCUCCUUUUUUAACGGCUACUAUCAGCAGCUGUUAUGUGUUUCAGGCGAGGAUAAACCUGAAGACUGUGACCAUUUAAAGCAUAAAUACACUUUUAUUAUCCGGUGUCUCAAGGGGAAACGCUAUGGUAGGAAUUUUACCAUCCUCAACACCACCAGCGGUGAGCAUUUAUGCCUCGAUUUACUCACUCAUGAGCUCAGAUUUGCCAGAGAAGAUAAAUUCAGUAAACACUUCGUUCCAGCAAUUUUUAAGAUUUUACCACUAAAAACUGUAGUGGCAGGGGUAAUAACAGAUGCGUUCAACUGUUAUUACACUUACUACAGAGUUGUGUCACCCGCAGGGAAAGGGUUUGUGACGGAUAAAGUUGCAGAUGAAGUAGUUGAGAGAGAAGUUAAGUUUGAUGAGGAGUGUGAAUCUGAGGUUAAGAGAGAGCCGUUGUGUCCCAACAGCAUGUCAACAACAGAUCAAUACAUUAAUAUUUCAGCUUAA